CUCUCCUUGGUGUGAGACAGCCACUCGCAGACGGAGCCUCUUCCCAUCCCCAUCACCGGAGACUCUCAGGCCACCAAGAUGCCGCACACCAAGGUGCUGCUCCUCCUCGCGCUCCUCUGUGCCACCGAGACCGGCCGGGCCCUCAAGCUCUACAAUGCCGCCUCCAUCUUCAGCUGCCUCAACGAGGCCCUCACUGAGGCCCAAAAGGGCCGCCCAGAUGAGAAUGAUCUUCUGGACAAGCGCAGUUUGGACUACCCACCACCAGAGGAGGCAUUCGAGGAGGAAGAGGAAGAGGAAGAAGCACUGGAUGAAGAGAAGGAGAAAAGGACGUUCCCGGGGGAAGGCCAUUAUAAAUACGUCUCUCAAGCGCAGGUGAAGGGGAAGACGUACCAAAACCGGGCCAAGAGCGACCGCCGCACCAAGGUCACCCUCUCUCUCGACGUCCCCACCAACAUCAUGAACAUCCUCUUCAACAUCGCCAAAGCCAAGAACAUGAGGGCGAAGGCCGCAGCCAACGCACACCUCAUGGCCCAGAUCGGGAGGCGAAAGUGA
Messenger RNA from Tinamus guttatus (white-throated tinamou), 552 nucleotides. RefSeq names its product urocortin 3 (gene UCN3). Lineage: Eukaryota; Metazoa; Chordata; Aves; Tinamiformes; Tinamidae. The record is from RefSeq and is a predicted model, not a curated record. Gene Ontology annotation, biological process: cellular response to nutrient levels; adenylate cyclase-activating G protein-coupled receptor signaling pathway; digestion. Gene Ontology annotation, molecular function: corticotropin-releasing hormone receptor 2 binding; hormone activity. Gene Ontology annotation, cellular component: extracellular region.